Molecule: messenger RNA, 876 nt
Organism: Prunus armeniaca (apricot)
Lineage: Eukaryota; Viridiplantae; Streptophyta; Magnoliopsida; Rosales; Rosaceae
Source: the annotation of a GenBank genome assembly
AUGGUUGGUUGCUUAGGCAAGCUCUACGCAAGCCUUGAAAAUCUUAACUACACAUACUUGCAACCUAAUCUCAACAAGAACACCCUGCUCAGGCCCAAGUCAGCUGUUGCUGGAGCUAAUAUCUUCCAUUUGUUGACCAACAAUAAAUCUGAUUCAGAAGCUAAGAAAUUUUACUACUGUGAUUGCAAUCACCCAUCAUCCUCUUUCCAUUCAUACCAUGUGACGGAAAACAGCAGCACACGGUAUGUGACGGAAAACAGCAGCACACGGUAUGUGUCGGAUGACGUUGGAGCCCUUUGUCCAAAGUGCGGAAGAACAAUGUCCAAGCAGAUGACUUACGUUGCUCCACCAACAGCAACGUCUACACGAGAUACAAUUUUGUCAAGCGAGGGAGUGCAGCCUAGGUCUACCAUUUCAAGCAUUGCCAUGCUUAACAAGUUCAAUGUGAAGGAUGUUGGAGCCCUUGAAGAGAGGGUGGUUCAGCUUGGCCUGCACGAGGGUUUGAAAUUGCUCAAGGCAUCUUUAGAGUCAAAAACAGUCCUCACUGAUGUGUUCCUUGGGAUGAAGUAUGCCAUCUCCACUCAGGUGAUUUAUGUUUGUCCACAACCUACGACCGUGGCAACAUCCAGCAGCAAGGGAGGCUAUGUCAAAGGAGUAGUGACAUACAGGGUCAUGGAUAACUUGGUGGUGAAGCCAAUGUCCACCAUUUCAAGUAUUGCUGUACUUAACCAGUUCAAUGUCAAGGAGGUUGGUGUUCUUGAAGAGAAGGUGGUUCAUCUUGGCAUGCAAGAGGGUUUGAAGCUGCAGAAGGCAUCGUUGGUGACUAGUACAGUCCUUACCAAUGUGUUCCUGGGUAAUACUAAUAAGAAGGCCUAA